UACGGCUGUGCCGCUGCCUCCUCUUGUGCCAGGGCUCCUCCCACUGGUCUCCCAUCCCUGGUAGGAAAUGGAGUCAAAGGUCUCCGAAGGCGGCCUGAACGUCACCCUCACCAUCCGGCUGCUGAUGCACGGCAAGGAAGUCGGAAGCAUCAUUGGAAAGAAAGGAGAGACUGUGAAGAAGAUGCGUGAAGAGAGCGGGGCGAGAAUCAACAUCUCGGAGGGAAACUGCCCUGAGCGGAUUGUGACCAUCACUGGCCCCACCGAUGCCAUCUUCAAGGCUUUUGCUAUGAUCGCCUACAAAUUUGAGGAGGACAUAACCAACUCAAUGAGCAACAGCACUGCCACCAGUAAACCUCCAGUGACGCUGCGACUGGUCGUACCAGCUAGCCAGUGUGGCUCGCUGAUUGGCAAGGGAGGCUCCAAGAUCAAGGAAAUCAGGGAGUCCACAGGUGCUCAGGUUCAAGUGGCAGGGGACAUGCUGCCCAACUCCACGGAGCGGGCGGUGACAAUCUCGGGGACACCCGACGCAAUUAUCCAGUGUGUCAAACAGAUCUGUGUGGUGAUGCUGGAGUCCCCACCAAAAGGUGCCACCAUUCCCUACCGCCCAAAGCCCGCCUCCACCCCUGUCAUUUUUGCAGGUGGUCAGGCCUACACAAUUCAGGGACAAUACGCCAUUCCACACCCGGAUCAGUUGACCAAGCUCCACCAGUUGGCUAUGCAGCAAACCCCCUUUACUCCCCUUGGACAGACCACCCCCGCUUUCCCUGGAGAAAAGCUGCCCUUACAUUCCUCCGAAGAAGCUCAAAAUCUGAUGGGCCAAUCAUCAGGUCUGGAUGCCAGUCCCCCGGCCAGUACUCAUGAACUCACCAUUCCCAAUGAUCUAAUAGGCUGCAUAAUCGGACGCCAAGGGACCAAAAUCAAUGAAAUUCGGCAGAUGUCUGGAGCACAGAUCAAAAUCGCCAACGCUACGGAAGGGUCAUCGGAGCGCCAAAUCACCAUCACAGGAACCCCCGCCAACAUCAGCCUCGCUCAGUACCUCAUCAACGCCAGGCUGACGUCUGAGGUCACUGGAAUGGGCGCACUCUAAUUUCCACCCACCAUCCUCCACUCCGCACCACCCGACCCUCUCCAGCCAAGGGCACUCCACCCAGCCUGUACAACCUAUACAUUUACCGUCUUCCCCUUACCUCCACAGAUACUCUUUUCUUUACUAACAGAUAUAUAUAUAUAUAUAAAUACACAUGCAUAUGCACCCACUGGAACGUUUCUUUAUGACCUCCUUACUGUGCUCCUGAGAUCGCUCCUGAACUCUUUGGUUAUGGUCCUUGUUUUCAGCGUAUGGUGUAAUUACUUCAUCUUCUUUCCAGGGGGGUCAGGGAGAGGGGGUUUCACUGGUGUGACUCAAGAAGACGCCGGGUCUCUAGUGACAGUCUAGUGUAGCUACUUAAACGUUUGCGUUGACGCUGGCUGUUCUUGCUGUAGCCUAUGGCCCCGUGACACCACCCAGAGCUGUGCUCGCUGCCCUCCCCAUGGUCUCCCCAGUGCUCCCCCUGCGUUUGCUUCACCCCCUGGCCUCCCCUUGCCGCCUCAUGCCCCUACCCCAAGGAUAAGGUGUAGUUUUUCACCCCUGUGUUGUUUUGGAAGCAGAAUGUGUGGGAGCCAAGCCUACGUGCAUGCAUGGGUUCACGCACAGAUGUCUCUCUUUGCAACAUGGCAGGGUCCAGACAAGCCAUUUUUAAUAUUCGAGGAAGGGAAUCUCACUCUCUCUCACACACAAACACACAUACACAAAAUUCCCUUUUUAUAACGAGCAACUGGAUGCAGGAAGAAUUCAGCUGUACAGGAUUCACACCCCCAGGGGCAAAUGAAAGCACUCUUUGACAAUCCCCACAAGCAACCUUUGGACAAUAGCUCAGGAAGAUCUGUGAGCCAGCUGUGUUUGUCAGUGUUUGUGUUCAAUAAAUGUCUG
Phasianus colchicus (ring-necked pheasant) is the source of this 1969-nucleotide messenger RNA. The record is from RefSeq and is a predicted model, not a curated record. NCBI's taxonomy places the organism in Eukaryota, Metazoa, Chordata, Aves, Galliformes, Phasianidae.